CCCAUUCAUUUUCCAAAGCACGACGACCUCGAGUAACAUCGACUGCGCAAGAAGUCGCGGCUUGUUACCACAGCGCAACUCACUGCCAUUCCUACCAGCCACAAUGACUCUCUUCAUCCUCACCGAGACCAGCGCUGGUUAUGCGCUUCUGAAAUCCAAGGACAAGAAACUUCUCAAGCGAGACGACAUCGCAGAAGCAUCAAAGACAGCUGAAGGAGCUUCAGAACUUUUCAAGCUCAAGCACUUUCACAAGUAUGAAAAUGCCGCCCAAGCGCUCAAUGAAGCUGCCGCACUUAUCGAGGGCAAGGUCACUCCACUCCUUUCCUCGUUUCUCGACCACAUCAAAGACGAGAAGAAAGUCUCGUUGGCUGUAGCCGACCCCAAGCUCGGAAACGCCAUCAACAAGCUGCCGCAGCUCUCAGUCACUCCAGUAUCAGACUCCUCUACUCAAGACAUCUACCGUGCUAUCCGGGAGCAUAUGUCGGCUCUGAUCCCUGGACUCGCUCCAUCUGAUAUCCAGACCAUGUCUCUUGGUCUAUCACAUUCGCUAUCCCGCCACAAGCUGAAAUUCUCACCGGACAAGGUCGACACAAUGAUCAUCCAGGCCGUAUCGCUUCUGGAUGACCUAGACAAGGAGCUCAAUCAAUAUGCAAUGAGAGUAAAGGAAUGGUACGGGUGGCAUUUCCCGGAGAUGGCCAAGAUCAUCAAUGACAACUAUGCCUACGCUCGCGUGGUGAUUAGCAUGGGGAUGAGAACGAACGCUUCGAAAACCGACAUGGCCGACAUUCUGCCUGAGGAGAUUGAGGUAGCCGUCAAGGGUGCUGCCGAAGUCUCCAUGGGUACUGAGAUCACGGAUGAGGACUAUGAGGAGAUCCACGGCCUCGCUGAGAACGUUGUUGACCUCACGGAAUACCGACAGAACCUUUCCAGCUACCUCACGACUCGCAUGCACGCCAUUGCACCCAACUUGACUGCUCUCGUUGGCGAAAUCGUCGGAGCGCGUCUCAUCGCACACGCAGGAAGUCUCAUGAACUUGUCCAAGAGCCCUGCUAGUACCAUCCAGGUUCUCGGAGCUGAGAAAGCCCUGUUCCGUGCCCUCAAAACGAAACACGACACUCCCAAGUAUGGUCUCAUCUACCACGCUUCUCUCAUUGGCCAAGCAAGCGGCAAGAACAAGGGAAAGGUCGCCCGUAUGCUCGCAGCCAAGACCGCCCUUGGUCUACGUAUCGACGCACUAUCAGACUGGGGCGCCGGUGGUGCAGGCAAGGACGCCGAGCCUACCGACGAAGACAAGGUCGAAUUCGCAACUGGCGCACGAAGCUACCUCGAACGUCGGCUACGCAAGCUUGAGGGCAAACCACUAAAGAGCAGUGGGCUCAACGCCAACCUCACCCCGAUCACCGAGCCCAAGCUCGGCAAGUUCUCCGUCAAGGAGGCCAAGAAGUACAACCCCAACGUGGACGGCUUAACAGGCGACGAGCCCGCCGCCACCAUUGCAGAGGGUACGUCUACCAAUGGUGCCCUGAACGGCGUCGAGACGACCGAAAAGAAGAGCAAGAAGGAUAAGAAAGACAAGAAGGCCAAGAAUGUCGAAGAGCCUGUGAAGCCAGUCGUUGUCGCAGAGCCAGAUUCAGACUCAGACUCGGACGAGGAGAUGGAGGACAAAACACCAUCAAAGGACCUCAGCAAAGCAGAGCGAAAAGCCGAAAAGGAGGCUAGGAAAGCCCGUAAAGCAGAGCGAGCGGCGAAGCGUGCGGCCAAGGAGGCAAAGAAAGCAAAGAAGGCGGUAGAGGAAGCCCCGAGUUCGAAGAAGCGGAAGCACGACGACGACGGCGACAAGAUCGAGAAGAAGAAAAAGAAGAAGAGCAAGGACUAGACGAUGUCUGUUGUAUUUCCUGUUCUUGUAAGGUCACCUUCACAUUUCUUUUCUCCAUGUCUGGCGUUCUAGGGCGGAUUGCGAAGAGCAAUGGCGUUUGAAAAGGGAACAUGUAUAGUUGGACAGUACGUGUGCUUGUGUGUAGCCAUCUGCUGCCGUCAAAAUACUACGUGUCAAAUAUUCAUCACGGGCGCAGUCAUAAUGGAAGACCUGUGAAACUUC
Pseudovirgaria hyperparasitica is the source of this 2098-nucleotide messenger RNA. RefSeq names its product Nop domain-containing protein. Gene Ontology annotation, molecular function: snoRNA binding. The transcript is spliced from 3 exons. Gene Ontology annotation, cellular component: small-subunit processome; box C/D methylation guide snoRNP complex. Lineage: Eukaryota; Fungi; Ascomycota; Dothideomycetes; Acrospermales; Acrospermaceae. The record is from RefSeq and is a predicted model, not a curated record. The coding region runs from base 104 to 1876 and encodes 590 amino acids.